AUGUUGGGCGUUUUCCGUCGCCUCGGGCUCGGCGCCCUCGCCGCCGCAGCUCUAUCUUCUCUUGGCAGUGCUGCUCCCGCCAAUGUCGCUAUCCGGUCUCUCGAGGAGCGCGCCUCUUCUGCUGACCGUCUGGUGUUUUGUCACUUCAUGAUUGGCAUCGUUGGUGACCGUGGCAGCUCGGCAGACUAUGACGACGAUAUGCAACGUGCCAAAGCCGCUGGCAUUGACGCCUUCGCCUUGAAUAUCGGUGUUGAUGGCUAUACCGACCAGCAGCUCGGGUAUGCCUAUGACUCUGCUGAUCGUAAUGGCAUGAAAGUCUUUAUUUCAUUCGAUUUCAACUGGUGGAGCCCCGGCAAUGCCGUUGGUGUUGGGCAGAAGAUUGCGCAGUAUGCCAGUCGCCCCGCCCAGCUGUAUGUUGACAACCGUCCAUUCGCCUCUUCCUUCGCCGGUGACGGCCUGGAUGUAAAUGCGUUGCGCUCUGCUGCAGGCUCCAACGUUUACUUUGUGCCCAACUUCCACCCUGGCCAAUCUUCUCCCUCAAACAUUGACGGCGCCCUCAACUGGAUGGCCUGGGAUAAUGAUGGAAACAACAAAGCACCCAAGCCGGGCCAAACUGUCACAGUGGCAGAUGGUGAUAACGCGUAUAAGAAUUGGUUGGGUGGCAAGCCUUACCUAGCGCCCGUUUCACCUUGGUUUUUUACCCAUUUCGGUCCCGAAGUUUCAUAUUCCAAGAAUUGGGUCUUCCCAGGCGGCGCUCUGAUCUACAACCGGUGGCAACAGGUCUUGCAACAGGGUUUCCCCAUGGUUGAGAUUGUUACUUGGAAUGACUACGGCGAGUCUCACUACGUCGGUCCACUCAAGUCGAAGCAUUUUGAUGAUGGCAACUCCAAAUGGGUUAAUGAUAUGCCCCACGAUGGGUUCUUGGAUCUUUCAAAGCCGUUUAUUGCUGCCUAUAAGAACAGGGAUACCGACAUCUCCAAGUAUGUUCAAAACGAGCAGCUUGUCUACUGGUACCGCCGCAACUUGAAGGCACUGGACUGCGACGCCACCGACACCACCUCUAACCGCCCAGCUAAUAAUGGAAGCGGUAAUUACUUUAUGGGACGCCCCGAUGGUUGGCAAACUAUGGAUGACACCGUUUAUGUUGCUGCACUUCUCAAGACCGCCGGUAGUGUCACGAUCACAUCUGGCGGCACCACUCAAACGUUCCAGGGCAACGCCGGAGCCAACCUCUUCCAGAUCCCUGCCAGCGUCGGCCAGCAAAAGUUUGCUCUAACUCGCAACGGUCAGACUGUCUUUAGCGGAACCUCGUUGAUGGAUAUCACCAACGUUUGCUCUUGCGGUAUCUACAACUUCAACCCAUAUGUUGGUACCGUUCCUGCCGGCUUUGACGACCCUCUACAGGCUGACGGUCUUUUCUCUUUGACCAUCGGGCUGCAUGUCACGACUUGUCAGGCCAGGCCAUCUCUUGGAACCAACCCUCCUGUCACUUCUGGCCCCGUGUCCUCGCUUCCAGCAUCCUCCACCACCCGCGCAUCGUCGCCUCCUAUUUCUUCAACUCGUGUCUCCUCUCCCCCUGUCUCUUCCCCUCCAGUCUCUCGCACUUCUUCCACUCCCCCUCCGGCCAGCAGCACGCCGCCAUCGGGUCAGGUUUGCGUUGCCGGCACCGUUGCUGACGGCGAGUCUGGCAACUACAUUGGCCUGUGCAAUUUCAGCUGCAAGUAG
Trichoderma aggressivum f. europaeum is the source of this 1725-nucleotide messenger RNA. RefSeq names its product CAZyme family GH71. Gene Ontology annotation, molecular function: glucan endo-1,3-alpha-glucosidase activity. NCBI's taxonomy places the organism in Eukaryota, Fungi, Ascomycota, Sordariomycetes, Hypocreales, Hypocreaceae. The transcript is spliced from 3 exons. Bases 1 to 1725 code for a protein of 574 amino acids. The record is from RefSeq and is a predicted model, not a curated record.